AUGCGCCUGCCGAAAGUACGCUCGCUGAGCGGUCGAAGUAUCGGUAUGCUGACGGCUAUCAUCAUACCUCAAAGGCAAAGUACACCGCCGGCGAAAAUUCCAACAAUUCAUGAAGGUGUACGGUCAGUAGGGAGAAUAUGGAUGGACACCAUUUUCUACCCAGUGACCGACAGACUCAUCAACAGCGCCGACACCUCCCCCGUCGCGACGUCCACCAUCGAAGUUGGAGGCGGUAUUGGCCAUGAUCUAGACGAGUUCUUCCGCAAGCAAUCCGACGCGCCUUGUCACCAUAUCCUCCAAGACCUUCCGCACGUCCUCUGGAAAAACCCAAGUCCAGGACCUCGACCCCAAAAUCGAGCUGAUGCCGCAUGA
Molecule: messenger RNA, 372 nt
Organism: Colletotrichum orchidophilum
Lineage: Eukaryota; Fungi; Ascomycota; Sordariomycetes; Glomerellales; Glomerellaceae
Product: O-methyltransferase
Exons: 1
Coding region: 1-372 (123 amino acids)
Source: RefSeq, a predicted model, not a curated record